This is a messenger RNA of Rubroshorea leprosula, 594 nucleotides long. The record is from the annotation of a GenBank genome assembly. NCBI's taxonomy places the organism in Eukaryota, Viridiplantae, Streptophyta, Magnoliopsida, Malvales, Dipterocarpaceae.
CACAAAAUUUGAUACGAUUACGAUGACCAUGAGAAAGACCGUGACCGCCACCACCAUCACCACCGCUCAGACUACCGCAGACAAGAAGCAUAAGGGGAGCGUCUUCUCUCGCAUAUGUUUCCCCGAGGAAGAGGCCAAUAAGAGACGCAAGCUGUCCUCUGAACCUGCAUUUUCUUCUGCUCAUGACAAGGCAGCUUCCAAUGGUUACUACGAUGAACAUAAGUCAUCAUCCUCUGCUGUUGCUGCCAAGGCUGUUUCCACCGGUGUAAAGAAGAGCAGUAGCAGUGCGAUAGAUUAUGAGUCUAGCGACGAUGAGCGGCAUUUCAAGAGGAAGCCUUCGAGGUAUGAAUCAUUGCUUCCACCAAUGGCUGAGAGGGAAGAUGAGCCACGGCACUCAAAGGGGUCUAGAGAACGAGAACGGAGCGGCUAUAGUAAACACAGAUAGAAUGCAGAAUGCUGGCUCUGGUAGUGUAGCUGCACUGCUUGCUUCUGCUUUUUCUUUUCAUUUUUUUUUAUUCUGGCUGCUGCUGCGUUUGCAUCCUUGGUGCAGAUGAAAAAUUGUUGGCAUAUACACAAGAAACCCACUGAUUUUUU